Molecule: messenger RNA, 1515 nt
Organism: Calliphora vicina (urban bluebottle blowfly)
Lineage: Eukaryota; Metazoa; Arthropoda; Insecta; Diptera; Calliphoridae
Gene: Pis
Product: phosphatidylinositol synthase
Exons: 5
Coding region: 232-915 (227 amino acids)
Biological process (GO): phosphatidylinositol biosynthetic process
Cellular component (GO): membrane; Golgi apparatus
Molecular function (GO): CDP-diacylglycerol-inositol 3-phosphatidyltransferase activity
Source: RefSeq, a predicted model, not a curated record
GUGUUGUUGUUAUUGCAAAAAAAAUCUGAAAGAGGAAAGAACAAAACGAAUUUAGCGUAUAUAGAAAAAAAAUUAAUUUACAAUAGAAAAUAAAUGCAAAUUUCUAAAAAAUUUGCGAAAAAAGCCCACAAACAAAUUACAUAAAACAUAAACUAAUAAAGAAUUAAUAAAUUUAAUAAAAAAAAUACAACCGGUACUUUGUAAUUUAGAACACAGCUAAAGGAAUUUAAUAUGGAAAAAAUGGCCAUAGCACAGCAUGAUAAUAUAUUUCUCUUUAUACCAAAUAUAAUUGGUUAUUGCCGCAUUGUUUUGGCUUUAAUUGCAUUUUGGUACAUGUCCACCAACUAUUUGGUGGCCGGUUGGUGUUAUGCAAUAAGCGCAUUAUUAGAUGCCGUGGACGGACAUGCUGCCCGAGCCUUUAAUCAAAGCACUCGUUUUGGUGCAAUGCUAGAUCAGCUGACCGAUCGUUGUGGUACCAUGGGUCUUUUGGUGACCUUAAGUUACUUCUAUCCCUCCUAUAUGUUUUGGUUCCAACUGUCCAUGGCCAUCGAUGUAGCCUGUCACUGGCUGUAUAUGCAAACGAGCGUUGUUGUGGGCAAAUCUUCCCAUAAAUCCACCGAUUUAAGUGAAAAUAUCGUUAUGCGUUUGUAUUAUCAAAAGGAUGUCUUAACAUUUAUGUGCUGUGUCAAUGAAGCAUUUUAUAUUAGUCUUUAUGUCUUGCAUUUUACCACCGGACCAAUAAUUUUUGGUGUUUCCCUUUUUAAAAUGGCUGCAUUUGUUACCGCUCCAUUUGCUCUAUUGAAAUCGUUGAUCAGUUGCAUGCAUGCCUAUGUGGCCAGCAUUGAUUUGGCCAAUAUUGAUAAACGUGAGCGUUUGGAGAAACAGGCCAAAGAAGCUAGCAAACGUUCGGAAUAAAUCAUAAAUAUUUCCUUUUAUUUAGCUAGUAAGUUAAAUUAAAUGAUAAAACAUGUGAAAGUGGUUUGUUUAACCACUAAACAUGAAAAAUUCCAGUUAAUUUAUUGUAUAAAAAAAAACAAAUUAUGAAAUUCUAUAUACUACUUUUCUAUAACUAUUUUUCUAUAGUUAUUUUUUUCCUUUUGCUGUUAAUUUACAAAUUAUAUUUUGUAGUUUUAGAGUUAUUAUUUUUAAUUUUUUUUUUAUUUAUUUUAAUAUUAAAUUAACUUUAAUUUAUUAUUAAGUAGUGCAAACAAAAAAGAAAUAACUUUGAAAUUUUCUCUUUAAUUUAUACGAAUUUUCCUUAAUUUUUUUGGCCAAAUUUGUAAAGAAAAAACAUUUGAAAUUGUCUAGUCUUGUUGCUAAGAAUCAGAAAGCAUGAUGGAAACUAAUUGUUAAAAAUUUCUAAUUAUUUUAAUACAAACUUAUAAUUAUGUAUAUGAAUAUAAGCAUUUUAAAGCCUAAAAAACAAACCAGAGAAGAAAAAAUUACGAUAUACACAGAAAUAAAUACUAUAUAUGUGCAAAAAAUAAAUGUCUACCAAAAUAUAUAAAUAAACAA